AGAUAAAACUUUUAUUUUAGACUUUGUUUGUAGCUAAAAAUGCAAAAAGAACGUUUUCCUGUGGUAAAAGACGAGUUUGUUUUCGAUGAAGAUUUAGCAGAUCUAGAUAAGAGCUGGGAACAAUUGGCGGAGGAACUUUUAGGCGAAACAGCAGACAACAGGAAAUGCAUGAUAGAAGAAUUCCGAGCCAGGAUAGAAGAUGACAAGAAGUUGUUUGGAUGGAUGAUGAAAGAUGAAUCAAGAUUUCUCUGUGUUCGUUUCCUGACAAGAUUUCUGCGUGCUGGAGGUUGGGAGAUCAAAUCAUCUUUACAGGUUCUUAGGAACUAUUCCUGCCUGGGACGAGAGUAUCCAGGCAUCAUUAGCCUAGCUAUUCCUAAUCAAUUAAAUAUUGUUUGGGAGAAAAAACUAAAUUCGAUAUUAGAAGAGAGAGAUGCAUUUGGUCGAAGAAUUUAUAUAUUCAGACUAGGGAUGUGGGAUCCUAAAACUGUUCCAAUAAAUCAAUUCUACGCGUCCGCAUUUGUUCUCUUUGAACUUCUAUCAAGAGAGGUGAAAACUCAGAUAGCCGGGGUUACAGUUAUAGCAGAUAUUUCUAAUUUUGGAUCUCAACAUAUCAGCUGCCUGGGGUUGGAGCAGAUUAAAUGUAUUGCGGCAUUCCUCACUGGUUCCAUGCCAGUCUGGUUUAGAAGAAUUCAUGUUGUAAAUCAUCCUCGUGUAUUCAACCUUCUCUAUACCAUGAUGAAACCUUCUCUAGUUCCAAGAGUAUCGCAGAAUAUCAUCUUCCACGGAUCUGAUUUCAAGAAAUUACAUUUAGAGGUUCCUCAAAAUAAUCUUCCAGAGUUUUUGGGAGGCUCAGGAGAUAUGGAGAACGGCAAUGUUGUCAGAUCAGGAGAAGAUAUCAGUCAAGAUUUUCAAACUUUAAUCAAUCAUUUAAUUGAUUAAUCCUAACUUUUGUAUUCAUAAUCCUCUUUUUUACGUAACAUUUUUCAAUUUUAAUCUUUAGAAAAUUUGCAUCAAAUUAUUUGAAAAUAUUCCUGUGUUGUUUAUUGCAAUUGUAUUAGAAAUCUUCAUUUUUAAAUAUUGUCUUUUUCGUGAAUAAACUAUAAAUAUUUUUAUUCAAU
Molecule: messenger RNA, 1118 nt
Organism: Eurytemora carolleeae
Lineage: Eukaryota; Metazoa; Arthropoda; Copepoda; Calanoida; Temoridae
Product: alpha-tocopherol transfer protein
Exons: 14
Coding region: 40-939 (299 amino acids)
Cellular component (GO): membrane
Molecular function (GO): phosphatidylinositol bisphosphate binding
Source: RefSeq, a predicted model, not a curated record